AAAUGUCCAAAACGAUUCCAAUAAAAAAUAUAGGACAAAAAUAAAAGUAUAGUUGUGUCAAAGACUUGUUUACUUGAGUUAAAAAUUUAGAAAAGUGCGCGCGUUUGAUAUUUUGAUAUUUUUAGUUUUCCGAACUGUAGCAGUGAAAAUGGGUCUGAAGCCUGAAGAAGAUAAGACGCCGAGUAAGAUGGCCAUCAUGGAUGAGGAGAACUCUGUUGUGAAAACAGGCCUGGGCAUGCGGCAUUGGGUGACGUUCAUGCUGUUCCUGGGCAUGGCGAACGCGUACAUCAUGAGAACCAAUAUGUCAGUUGCCAUCGUCGCCAUGGUGAACCACACUGCUCUGCCUAUCGUCACCGAAGCGGUUGAUACCGAGUGCGGUCCUGUUAGUAAUACGUCUAAUGAGGAUAUAGGUCAAGACGGCUCGUUCGUCUGGACUUCCACACUUCAAGGAUACAUCCUUUCAUCUUUCUUCUACGGAUAUGUUAUAACGCAAAUACCAUUUGGAAUCCUUUCUAAAAAGUUUGGAGCCCGAUGGUUCCUAGGUGUGGGAAUGUUGGUAAACUCAGUUUUCGGUUUGCUCGUACCGAUUGCAGCUAAAGCUGGUUACCAGUGGCUAAUUGUAGUUCGAUUCAUCCAAGGCUUAGGAGAGGGUCCUAUUGUACCCUGCUCACACGCUAUGUUGGCUAAAUGGAUCCCUCCCAAUGAAAGAAGUAGAAUGGGUGCAGCUGUAUAUGCAGGAGCUCAAUUUGGUACAGUAAUUUCCAUGCCUCUCUCUGGUCUCCUCUCUGCUUACGGAUUCGCGGGAGGCUGGCCGUCCAUCUUCUACGUUUUCGGGCUGGUUGGAACCGUUUGGUGCCUGGCUUUCUUGUGCUUUGUGUCAGAGGACCCAGAGCACUGUCCGAGUAUCAAGGAGAAUGAGAAGAAAUACAUCUUGAGCGCUCUAUGGGGCACUGCUGGAUCAAGUUCGCCACCGAUUCCUUGGUCCAAAAUCCUUCGGUCGAUGCCAUUCUGGGCGAUCAUGUUAGCGCAUGUAGGACAGAACUACGGUUACGAGACCUUAAUGACUGAACUCCCUACUUUCAUGAGACAAGUCUUGCAUUUCUCCAUUAAAGACAAUGGCUUCUUCUCAGCUCUGCCAUACCUGUGCAUGUGGCUGUUCUCAAUGUUUAUAUCAGUGGUUGCCGACUGGAUGUUGUCCAGUGGCCACUUUAAUCACACACAAGUCCGUAAGAUCAUCAACAGUAUUGGUGAAUACGGUCCUGCAAUUGGCCUCUUCGUAGCAGCCAACACGGGCUGCAACCCAGCGGCUACAGUCGCAAUCCUUGCCAUUGGUGUCGGUCUUAACGGCGGUAUCUAUUCUGGUUUUAAGGUUAAUCACUUGGACCUGUCACCACGGUUCGCUGGUAUCUUAAUGGCGUUUACCAAUUGUCUGGCAAACUUAACUGGUCUGCUCGCUCCAAUUGUCGCCGGAUAUAUCAUUGAGGGCAAGCCAACACAAGCCCAAUGGAGGAUAGUAUUCUACGUAGCAGGAGGUGUCUACAUCUUCUGCGCUACUUUCUAUAACAUCUUCGGGUCCGGAAGAAGACAGGAUUGGGAUAACCCAGCCCUUGAUGAGGCGAAUGCUAAGAAAGCAGCAGCCAAGAAGGCCGCGAGAAAAGAGAGGAUUACUCCCAGGAAUUUAAACGAAGCGGAAACAGCGCAAUAACGAGCUCAUAACUAUUGAACGUGGCGUAAAUACAACUAAAAAUAAUUAUAAUAAUGGCUGAUUAAAAAUGUAGCUAGUUUGUAAAAAAAGGCACAACGGAUAUAAUCCUUUGCCAUUUUAAAACAAGAAUCGUAAUUUUGAAGUAAUACCGUCCGUUGUAUUUGCAAAGCGUUCGGACCCGACAUAAAUUUUAAUUUUUUUGAGAGAUUGUCGUUAAUGAUUUUGCAAAUUACGUAUUUUAAAUCAAAUUGACGUUAAUUUUAGUUGUUAUUUUUCAGCAUAACGUAAUUCAAUUAUAGCUCUCGAACAAUAAUUGCUAGCUUUCUAUCGUUUUGCAUGCAAUUAUCAUUUUGUUCUCAAUUUCAAAGUAUGUGACGCAACUUACAGGCUGUGAUAAUAUCUUGUGUACAAAACACGAAACGAAUUCUGUGUCGGGUCUUUUUAGCUCGUUAGAAGUAUUAUUUAUUUAUUAUUUUAGAUAAAAACCAUACAAGUAUUGUUAUUAUAAUUUGUAUAGCUUGUAAAGUAAUAGGGACGUAUGAGUGGUGAAGAUUUGGAUCCGAAGAUUUUGAACCGAAAUGUUACCGUCGUAGCCAGUGGAUUUAACAAUAUCUCGCAAAACAUUUUGUCAUUUUUAAAAUAGUGCCAUUAAAUAAAAAUAUUAAUACUUUUUUUAACUUAAUUUCUUUGCAGAUGCUCGAAUAUAUAUAAUCGAUUUUUAAUAAUUCAAUUCGAAUUUCGCUAUUUUAUUUAGCUCUUGUCAUAGACUAAGAGACCCAUAAAAGUUAAAACUUAAUAACAUCCUUAUCGCAUUAAAAAAAAACAAAAAACUUGCAAUUCGCUUCGC
Messenger RNA from Hyposmocoma kahamanoa, 2552 nucleotides. It is a transcript of the gene Picot, whose product is annotated as putative inorganic phosphate cotransporter. Gene Ontology annotation, molecular function: transmembrane transporter activity. The record is from RefSeq and is a predicted model, not a curated record. The transcript is spliced from 11 exons. Gene Ontology annotation, biological process: monoatomic anion transport; transmembrane transport. NCBI's taxonomy places the organism in Eukaryota, Metazoa, Arthropoda, Insecta, Lepidoptera, Cosmopterigidae. Bases 149 to 1705 code for a protein of 518 amino acids.